Messenger RNA from Heterotrigona itama, 1631 nucleotides. NCBI's taxonomy places the organism in Eukaryota, Metazoa, Arthropoda, Insecta, Hymenoptera, Apidae. The record is from the annotation of a GenBank genome assembly.
AUGAAUAAUGUGAUGAAAACCGCAUUACUCAGGGGACCAGUUCUGUUCCCGUCUGUUCACCGUGAGAAGAAAAUUAACGAAACACGACGCAGUCGAAUUACGCAGGUCGAUUGUUUUUCGAAAAGCUCGUUUCAUAAUGAUUAUUAUCGCGGCGCAGUUUCCAACGUGUCGUGGUUACCUGUUUAUUAAUGUAUAGAUACAUUACGAUUCAUUCGCUGGUCGAACAACGAUCGUGCUAUUAUUACAAGGUCUAUGCAUCGUUUAAUUAUGACCGCGAUAAUUUUAAAUAAAUUACCGUUGUUCAUUUGUCAAUCCCCAGUUCCUCGUAAAUUUCAUCGAGCCCGAGACUGAAGCGGCGCGAACGCGCGGAAUUCGUUAAUUACGCGCGGGUCGUUUAAACGGCGCACCACAGCGUAUAUUCCAUCCGAAACCGAGCCGGUCUCCCGUGUUCUGUCUCGACGCCAACGAUUUCGCUAACUAGCGACGACGAUUUGAAUCACUUCGAGUCCGCGUUGCACGUUGUCGGUGACAAGUUCGAGUCGCUUCGAACGUGAUUCGAAAUUUAUAAUAAAACUCUUAAAGGUCUCGACUGCGUCUUGGAAGCAUUGAAAAUUUCAAAAGUCUCGAAAGCGUCUUGGAAGCGUUGAAAAUUUCAAAAGUCUCGAAAGCGUCUUGGAGCUGCGAUGAUCGAAAUUUCAGAAAGAAUUUUAAACACAGUAGCGCGUUUUCACUUAUUUAUUUAUCGAAAUUAAUUGAAUGAUAAUAUCUUUACACGCUUACGAUUAAUAUUCACGAGCAGAUGAGUAAAUAUCUCGAAGGAACUACUUGACCGAUAAUUAAGAUGAGAUCACAGUCGUAAAAGUCAAAACUAAGAAACGCAUCGUAUGUGACUUUCAUCGAGAAAUGAAGGAUUGUCCCGUGUCCCUGCCUUUUACACAAAUUCGAAGCGAUUCAAAAAAGUCUGUCUCAAAUGUCAAAUGUCCCGUUGCUGACUCUAAUCUUCGAUUUACGUCUCUGUUCAAGGGCAAGACGCCGGGAUCGUGCUGUCGCCCCUCAUCGGUGUGGUGGUCGGCACUUUGGUCACGCUGGUGCUGAUCAUUCUCGUGGUGGUGGUGCGCGUACGCCGCGAACGAGUGUCGAAGCCGCGACACGAGAAACCGGCGGAACUGAGCGAGCUACCGCCGCAGCAAUACCCGCUGCAGAAUCCUCAACAAACCGUGACCGAGACCGAUCCGGACGUUAUCCCGAAUAAAUUCGAGGGAAACCUGGUGGAAGUGAGCCCGCCGAGUUAUCCAGGUGGAUAUCCCCCGGGACAUUGGGUCACGCCCGGACCUACGCCAAGCAUAGACGAGCUCUGCCACAAAUUCACCGGAAGACCGACGGAGCUGAGGUUACCAUCGAGAAGCGCGAUACCGAGUUUACAGAGCAUGCCCAUGACGGGAGUGAUGAUGGGCGGCGGACAGAGCGUCGUGGUCAGCGGAAGUCAGGGCGGCGGUAUGGCGCUCGGUGGCAACAGCCAGGGUGUCGUCGUCGGUGCCGGGCAAGGCGUCGUCGUCGCUGGCGAGUGCUUGGACGGCGAGGCGAUCAAGAGACGACUGAUGGCCAACAGGCUUCCCGAGAGCUGCGUCUAA